UAUUUUAUCGCUUAAGCACCUUGGAAAUAGUUGAGGAACAGUCAAACCUUCUCUUCCUCACAUCACUGGUGUCGUUUCAAGUAAGUGUAUAGUAGCUCACGGAACUUUACUUUCUGCGUGGGUUUAAAAGUCUUAUUUGUCGUUAACGAUAACAAUGUGCUCGACUGUCUGAGUUAUCUAUUUAUCAUUGGUUAAGUGAGUCGCAUCUAGUCGCGAGCGAUGAAUUUCACGCGCUAAAAUGUAAUGAAAUGCUCUAAUAAAUCGAUUUCGUCAUGGAGACGCUCAGUAGUUUAAGCGUUGCUAGAGGAAAUCAAGUUGGAUGUGUUGAGUUCCACACCUUGCCUUCUAUAAAAUCGUCAUGCCAAUAAUUUUCUAGCUUUUAAAAACGAUGGACGGAAAUUUUUUGACUAUCUGAAAACGGAAAUGAUGACUUAUUCAAAACAGCAUUCGAUUACUGACAGACCUAUACAUUUCCAUACAAUAAUUUUCAGGGCACAGCAUUUACUCAGGCAUAGCAGAUAGCAAAGUAAAAUGCAUUCAAACAUCGACAUUCCCUGAAAAAUUGAGAACAAUUUUCAUGAAACUUACCUAUGACGUAAUAAACUAAUGAACAGAAAGUAAGUCAUAGAAGGUAUGGCCUACCUUGACACAACUUAGUAAUCCUUUCCACAUCAUUUUAAAGUAAAAUUACAAGUCUUUGCGCAGAUAGAAGUUAAAAUACUGUGCUGCACCACAUUCGAAAAAAAGAAAAUAAAAGAGAUUUGUUGUUUACACAAAUAUAUCUUGCAUAACAAUUCAACUUAAUAUGCUUCGUCUCUAGUAGUUUAUGCAUUGCAUAACUAGAUUUGGUGAGUUUCCACACCUCGCCUUCUACAAAAUCGUUAUGCCAAUAAUUUUCUCGAUUUUAGCAACAAUUGACGGAAAUUAUGUGACUAUCUAAAAACGUAAGCGACGAUUUAUUCAAAAAACAUUAAUUCAACAAUUUGUUGGGCACAGCAUUUACUCAGGCAUAGCAGGUGGCAAAGUAAGAUGCAUUCAAACAUCGACAUUCCCUACAAAAUUGAGAACAAUUUGCGUGAGAUUUACCUAUGACGUAGUAAACUAAAGAACAGAAAGUAAGUCAUAGAAUGUAUGGUCUACCUUGACACAACUUAGUAAUCCUUUCCACGUCAUUAAUUAAGAGGAAUUUAGAACAAAAUCAUCAUAAACUACGAUCAUAAGACUUCACGAAGAUAAAACUUUAAAUACUGCGCUGCUCUACAUUUCGAAAAAAUAAACAUAACAUAGUUUUGCUUUUAAAACAAGUAAAUAUUGCGUUACUAUUCGACAUAUGCUUCGUCUCCGGUUUGCAACAACCAUAUCGAAAGAUUUCAUUCCCCAUAGAAAAAUAAUUAAGAGAAAAUUUAAUCCGGAUUGAUUCCCUUUCACAUGACGAGUAGCCGCAAGAGCAAGCCACACUUAAAAGUGUCGUAGCCCACGUUUUGAAGUACGUUUAUUUACACCCCCAGAGUCCUGAGGAAAACAGAAAUUUGUCGAUUACAGACCCCGGAAAGUCGAUUUAAGGCGCUUCUAUUGGCGAUUACGACAUGACGUACAGGUACAUAGCAUAAACUAGUGAUGAAAUUAAAACUGUCCAGAGGCCACAAAAAUAGCUGCAUUGUUUCGGUCUCAAAUAUUUUCCUUGGAGACUGUGAAGAAGAUUUUAAGGGUCAUUUUGAUCAUUAUGGCCGGGUCAUAUGUGUCUGGGGCGGUUCUGCCACGACGAUUUUUGUGUCGCUACCGUGUUACCUUGUCUUCAGCCGUUCUAGAAAUCGACCAGUGUGAUUUUCGAUUUUCAUGGUGUAACAAUGUCCAUCAAAAUCUUCUAUGAGACCGCAUACCCGCGCAUGGCGUGUGGUAGCUCUAUUUCCCUCGGCGUCAUUUAAUACUGAAACUGAAAUUACCAACUCGAUAAAUCUGUUCAAAGCCGUCAUGUCGAUUUUUGUUUUCAAUAUCACGUUAAACGCCGUUCACUUAUCAGCGAACAAGUAUUGGAAUUAAUCGACAAUACCACAAUUAAGACAAACGUUACUCUUGAAUAAAGUAAAAAUCGUUCACACAUAAAAAUUUUUUCUCUCGUAGACCCAUCAAACCCUGCGUAUUAAGUUCACACAUAAAUCGCUCGCUAGAACACUCAUUAACUAACACGAAAAGCACGACGAAGAUGACCACAAAGUACAUGCAGAAAAAGGAGAGACAAUUCAAAAGUGACGAAUUUGUCGAUUCAAGCAAACCACAUUCGUGUUUAUACAGAUGUACUAAACCCAUGCCAUAAAAUUUAUCAUCAUUCCGGGCUGUCAAAAUAAUUAAAUCUAGUCUAACGUUAGAAAAAUGUACAGCUUUGCACAAAAAAGAAUAUUAGAAUAGUUUACAUUAGUCCUCUGUUAAUCACAGUCAGGAGCGGGGCUCCUGUCACAGUUUAAAAACAUUUAACCAAUCAACUGCUCGAGGAAGAUAUAUAUAUAUAUAUAUAUAUAUACACAAAGUGUAAAAUUUUGACUUUUGUAAAACAGUGCUCAAUACACAGAAGUAGAGCGAUGUAUGCAUUGUGGGAGGAAAAACUGAAACUAAACUGUUAAAUUUCGCGCUACAUAAAUUAGAUUAUAUUGUAUACAAGUGAUGGUAAAGAUUAUUCUCACUAAAUCCCCUGAUGAGUGGGCAACCACGAAGCAGGUCUGUUCAGAUGAACUCGUAGUUAUUUGUCUUUUUCCUCCCACAAUAUGUAUACAUAUCGAUUGGUAAUACUUCCAAAGACCCCAAAAAGCAUGGAACAUUCAAAUCAAUUUUUCAUUCGCCUUGAUUAGGAAGGGAUCAACAACUAGUACAUGCAUAAUUUACUAAUAUGUUUAACAUUUAAAGUAUAGCAUUUCCAGCUAUCCAUUCUCGAAUUUUACAAAACAUUUCCCGCACACUGUGCAACCAUGAGUAUGUCAUUAAGUCGCGCAGGAUCAGUCGGGACAGAGCCCGAUACUGAGAAAAUACCGGACCUCACGUGAACGGUGUUAAGGCGACCUGAUAGGUUGCUCUAUUUCACAAGCUUCUAGUCGUUAACUGUCUGGCAAGCUAAUGUUCGGUCGAAUGAAAAAUAAUUGAUUCCACGCAAGUACUGAAAAGGAAAGCAAGGUUCGAUUCAUUUUUGGUUUUGUGACGUUUAAGAGCACAUUAAUUGAGUAUUUACCGCGAACACAAACGAGCAUACGUAGCGGGCAAGUUUAGGCAUGCCUUUUAUUGCGAUCUCGUCAAAAGUACUUGUUGAAUAGAUCAUUAAUUUCAUGAAGAGAAAUCAUCAUCACAUGGAAACAGAGGCUGAAGUUUGAUUAUGAAAUUAAUCCGAGCCUUUUAAUCGCUUAACCACCCUGAAAAUAAUCGAGGAACAGUAAAACUAUCUCUUCUUCACAUCACUGGUGUGACAAUCGUUUCAAAUAACGUUUUAACUCACGGAACUUUAUUGUCUAGGGUUUGAACGUCUUGUAAGUCGUUAGGGAUAAAAAUGUGCUCGACUGUCUAAGUUAUUAGUUGACUGAGCCGGAUCUCGUCGCAAGCGAUGAAUCUCAGAUACUCAAAUGAAAUGAAAUACUUAAAAAAAUCAAUUUCCUCAUGUAGGCGCUAAGUAGUUUAUUCAUUGCAUAGGAGGAAAUAAAGUUAGAUGUGGUGAGUUUCCACACCUUGCCUUUCCAAAUCGUUCUGCCAAUAGAGUUCUAGCUGUUAGCAACGAUUGACUGAGAUUUCGUGACUAUCUAAAAACGUAUGCGACCUCAAAAAACAUUCGGUCGUUGACAGAUCUGUACAUUUCCUUGCAACAAUUUGCUGGGCACAUCAUUUACUCAAGCAUAGCAGAUAGCAAAGUAAAAAGCAUUUGUACAUCGAAAUUCUUUGAGAAAUUGAGAACAAUUUGUGUGAAAUUUACCUACGACGUAGUUAACUAAUUAAUGAACAGAAAGUUAGUCAUAGAAGGUGUCAUACGUUGUAUCAAGGUAGGCCAGUUCCACGUCAUUGAUUAAGCAGAAUUCAAAACAAAAUCCUUCAUCGUAAACUAAAAUCACAAGUCUUCACGAAGAAAAAGUUCAAAUACUCUGCUGCAAUACAUUUCAAAAAAUAAUAAUUAAAUAGUUUUGCUUUUUAAAUUAAUAAAUCUUGCGUUACGAUUCAACUUAAAAUGCUUCGUCUCCAGUUUGCAAUAACCAUAUCGAAAGAUUUCAUUCGCCACAGAAUAGAAAUUAAGAGGAAAUUUAAUUGGGAUUGAUUCCCUUUCACAUGACGAGUAGUCGCCAAAGUUAAAAGUGUCGCAGUACACGUUUCGAAGUACGUCCAUUUACACCUCCAGUCUUGAUUAUUUUGGUUUGGAGACUGUGAAGGAGAAUAUUAUGAUCCUUCUCAUGAUUAUGGACGGGUCAAACGUGUCUCGGCCGGUUCUGCCACGAUGAGUUUUGCUACUCUUCCAUUGUCAUCAGUCUUUCCAGAUCUAGGUCAUGUAAUUUUCGAUUUUCAUGUUGUAAUAAUGUCCAUCAAAAGCCCCUUUGAAGUCCACUGACUGUAGGGCUAGUAGGCCUACCGCAUACACGCGCAUAGCAUGUGGUAGGCUCUAUUUCCUUCGGCGUCAUUUAAUACUGAAACUGAAAUUACCAACUUGAAAAAUUUGUUAAAGCCGUCAGGUCGAGUUUUGUUUAUCACAUUAAACGCCGUUCACUUGUUAGCGAACAAGCACUGAGGGUAAUCAAAAAUACCACAAAUAAGACAAACGCUAUACUUGAAUAAGGUAAAAAUCGUUCAAAAUCAAUUUGGAAUUCGUAUGAUCACAGACAACAACGCUGACUAAUCUUAUAUUCAAAUAUAACUUGUGACAAAAUCAACAAACUCAGCAAAGCAGUGACGCAGGUUCAUUUACGAGAUAAAUGAAAUAUUUUAACUCUGGGAAUACUAAAUAUAACACGAAAAGCGUAUUUAUCACAAGAUAAAUUAAAGGUUGGCUUACUUGCUUACUUCCUUGAUAGUUCUUGAAGUUUUGCAUUUCAUAUUCUCAGCUUGGCCCAAAUUAAAUGUAGGCCACCAAAAUCUGCAUGCUCCCAAGAAGACCUAACGUCCGAGAAGACUACAUUCAUUACCGAUCUUUCAGGACUACUUGUGAAAGCCCUAACAAUAAUUCUUGUAUAAUGUAUCAAAGCUCGCCAAAUAGUGUAGUGGAUCUUAAUCCGUAGGAUCAAUACAUAUGGCGUUACUAUACUUUUGCCAAUGGAACUGGAGCUCAGUCUCCCUAACGGUAACUCUUCACACAAAUGUUAAAAGAUUAUUUAACUUUAACACUCUUGACUUAAAAAUGGUGGACCUGGAAUCCUUUUCAUGAUUCUCAAAUAUUAAUAAAAGCUAAGCUCGACAUGUAAUACCUCGCAUUAUCCGGCGAUGAACAUCAUUUUCUAGGAACGAAAUGAAAUGUUUAAAAAUCGUGCGGGUUAUAAGUUGUCUUAAACGGCGUUGCGUGACACUAAUCCCUACUUGAAAUAAAUUAUCUAUGUAGAAGCUUACGCAUCGACUUGGUUAGUGAGUUGCUUCUUAUCACCUUUGCUGAAUUACUAAACACAAACUUAAUUUCAGGCCUUAAGCCAAGGAAGAGGACGAAUUUCUAAGGAGAGAAACUGACCUAUGAGUAUGGCCCGUAGUGCAAGAUUGCGCGAAAAAUUACGUAAUAAAUAAUAAUUCCAUUUAAACAAUUUGAAAUUUGUAUUGGCUUCUUCAAUACAACUUUUGAAAAUGAAAAUUUCGUAAGAAGAUUUAAAACGAGUAAAUUAAAAGUCUAUCACCCAAAAAUAAAGGCCAGAGGUCAUGAAAAUAGGAACGCUACUAGUGCGCGACAAACGAACUGAAAAUUUAUCAUCCCUUUAUUUUUGGAUUUCUUUCAUUUUUCUGUUUCAUUCAAACACAUUACACUCGUGUCUCGCAUUAUUACCGGAAUGUAGCAUUAAUUCUUGUCUUACCCAGGCGUAUCGUUCACUCCAAAGCUAAUUUUGUGACUCUUAAGAACUACACUCUACUUCUUUUUUUCGGAAAUAUGUACUGUUAAGAAUAUUUACUUUUUAUUUUGAAAGGUUUGAAACCUCGCGGUUAAACUCGACGGGAACUUGCAGCUACACAUGCCGUGUUCAGGAUACGCGGUCGCACGUACUUAAGGGCUUUUACCAUAGCAGCUUGGCUUAAGAGCGAAAGAGGAAGGAAAACGUCGAUGAAGCAGACGAAGGUUGGAUUUGUUCCCUUCGUGUUAUUAGUGAUUAAGCACCUUGUAGGAAGAUGCACAGAUAAUUUACACUAGUUAAUAAUAUACAAGCAAAAAAUGACUCUAUUUUCCUUUCUAGUUCAAACUUUUAAAAUCUCCCUUGAAAAAUUAACCGUCUGUACUCUUUCUCCGUUAGAUAUCAGUCGACAGCAGUAAACAUCAAAUGAAAGCUAUCACGCUCGUAAUCUUCCCCGUCUUUCGUAUGAACUGUUGCAUUAAACACCUCGAAACAUUAGUUUCUCCAUCUACUUUAAAAUACACUGAAUUUAUUAAAGUGAGAAAGAUGGAAAUUCGUCUCACAAAUUUCUCUUUGUCUCGAAUUGUUAGCGGUCGACGUGGGUCGAGUAUUACCGGGAUGUGGCAUUCUGCGUCUCCAUGAGGUCAAAAGACCCGAGCCUACAGGUGGGAUGCGUUACUGUGCACCCAAAAUCACUCAGGGUGAGUAAUAUUGUAGGCUAUCACUUGUCAUAUCUGUAUGGAAUUAUACACUUAUAAACAUUACCAUACUUAAAGAGCAUUAUCGGAAAAAAGAAACCUGUGUUGUAGAACAACUGUGGUUGUGAUUUUUCCGACGUUAUCCUGGUACCACUUUGGACAGAAUAAUGCGGCGGGUAAACCAUUCCUUUCACAGACUAACUUCCUAUAACCCCUCGGCAGAUCUUGAGUGCUGGGUACAAUGGAUUUCCACCCGGAACCCCAAACAAGGAAGAAAACUGGAGAAAAGGUACAAAAGAUGAUCUUGUCGUCCACGCGGAGGCCAACGCUGUGCUCCUGGCAGGCCAAGCUGAUCUUGAAGGUUCAAUUGCCUUCGUUACAAUGUAUCCCUGUCGGGAGUGUGCGAAAAUGUUGAUAACGGUGAGUGAUGUCGAGAACAUUCGUAUAACUUAAUGUAGUGAAACCUGUGUGAGACUGGGCCCAUAGGCGAGAGAAUUUGCAUCUUGAAACCUGUAUUAAAUGGAUGGCUUGAUGAGAAUUUUGAGUGUUGUCUUCAUUUCAUGCGUUAAAUUAACUUCAUACUUUUUCAGAUCUUUUUAAAAUGGCCUUUCGGAAGGUUCCUAAUCGUUCACUCUGUUCUGUUAGGGAUCGAGUUAAAAAUUAGCCACUAUUACACGAUUUUGAAAAUUUUCUUAUGCUUGUGCGCGCCAGCGAGAGUUCGUGAAUCACCGAUUUUAAAAGGGAUUACUGUACAGCCCCCUCUACCUUGCCAAUUUCAAGUUCCUCCUAUUGGAAGGCUGAGUAGGAUGACUUUUAUGCCUUGUUUCCAAAGCCAGUAACGUUCCAAAUCAAGAAGUUGAAAAUGGAAGUUGAGUUAGUUUACCUAAGCCCACAUAGACCCACUGUCAGAUGUAUGUUUACUACCUGUAUGUCUUAGGGUGCAAACGUGUGUCCUUUUAUACUAGGGAUUAAAUGUUUGUUUUAGCACGCAGUCGUUUCAUUUGGUUUUCCUCAGUGUGGAAGUGAUAAUUCAUUGAUGACCAUCUCUUGUUCCAUCUGUAGAAGGGUGUCCGUAAGGUUUAUUAUCUUUCAUUAAAAAAAAAAUACCAAGCGGAUUCAACUGCCAUCUUUAAAGAAGCCGGAGUCGAGGUCGUGUAAGUAUUAGACUGAAAUCAUCUCUGAUAACACUUUGCACAUAUUUGUGGUAAAAACAUUCUCAAAUAAAUAUCAUAAUGGUGAAUGAACAAAAAGAAACAAGCCAAUGCACCAUUACUUCCUAUGAUAUGGGUUUGAACUUCAGAAGUCAGUUCCACAGUUCGAAAGAAUAUGCCACGCGAAAGAAUAAAAACAACACUAAGUAACCAAAUAACUGUGAAUUUAGCAAGUGGAAAUUACACCAGGUGGCUCUUCUUGUCAAUUGUUUCCUGAUCGAUUUGGAAUUUGGAAUGUUGGUUUAUGUAAAGAAAGGAGAACCUUAGGACCCGGAGAAAAACCCAUCGGAGCAAGGACAAAAACCAACAACAAACUCAACCCACAUCUACAAUGAUUGAGCGAAAAGUUAUAAGCUUAAGCAAAACUGUUAGUGUUUUACGUAUUCAUUUUUGUAUACCGGUUUUUCCUCGAGUAAGCACCCACACUCUAAAAACCGCCCUACCCCAAAUACGCGCCCACCCCUAAGCAGCUAGGCCAUAAUGUCAAACAAGUGCCCUCCCCCCUCCCCCUCUCGAAUGAGUGCUCCCCCUCCUCCUUCACUUUGUUGAAUAGAAGGAAUACAAGAAAAACCUGUGUUUAUUGCCACUUUAUCUACAAUUUUUUAAUCUUCAACUAGAGCGGAAUCAGUACGGUAGAAUAUAUAUUUUCGUUUUCGUUAUUUUUAUCUCUAUGUACUCGCGGAGUUUUUCUUUUGAAUUGUUGUGCUAUCGCUGUGCUAACCUUAUAAGUGUCCCCCUCGAUUAAGCGCCCUCCUCCCAGUAAGCGCCCCCGCCCCACUUCUUUUUCGCUAAAGUUUUAAAUAAACACCCGAGCGCCUAUUCGAGGAAACACGGUUUGUAUCUAUUAUCAAUAUCUAUUUUAUUCGGUUUUGCUGCUGUUGCGGCAAACGAACAUCAAGGCUCGAUGAAAUGCCAAGAAAAUCGCGACCGGAGAAAAAUGCCAACCAAAUCCAGGGGAUAUGCUACAGGGACAUAACUUUAAUCAAUCUCUUAAAAUAUCAGUCCCUAUACGCCGGUGGCUUGAAAUCACACUUUAUAAAUUAACUUUGUAUGCACGCCGAACAUGAACAGUGAAUAAUGAGACUAUCUGAAGGAAUCAAAUGGCACAAAGGCCAACUGUAACGCAAAAGUCACGCAAGUUUGAAAGUCACGCAUUUACAGCUGCAAUGAUUUUUCUAGACUUACGUAUAAGCAGUAAAGGAGUGUUGAGACUCAACUGACUUUCCUCUGUUCACAAAUUUGCAACCAAUUUUCGGUUUGUUUGUCUUUUCAGCCACGUGCAUUGAGGGGAGAAAACAGUUUUCCCUUAAUUUACUUACUGCCUCUGCAUCUUUUUACCAUAUUUACAUUCACCUUUUAGUUAAUUAACAGCAGAAUCUGAUUGAUCUACUUAAGGCCUAUAAAGCGAGGUGAGGAUACAACGCUGGAAGACUAUGGGAACUACCUGACCAAGAAGGUUGGCUUCGUACUGGAACAGAACAGGACACGGGGUGAACCAAAUGGUGCCUAUAAAGCCUUGUGGGAUGGCACGGAAGAAUUAAGGAGCAGCGAUUUACAAAGUCCAUGGCGGAGAAAGUUAAUGGGCAAGGUCAGUAAUUUUUACGUCAGUGGGACAAAGCAUUUAAACUUUAUCGCAUUUUUUUUCUGCAUCUCUUCUGCCAGAUUUUUAAUUUGAAGCUAGGUAUGUCACUAUUUUUUCAGUUGGUGAAAUAUCAUUAACCCUGUCAUAACUCACCAUAGAGUCUUUGUUACGUAGUCUUAGCAUCGGAAAGUGGCUUAUAAAAUAAUACUCUUGAAUAAUUCAAAUCGUUUGAUUCUAGAUCUUACUGGACAAAUGGACAGACUAUUUCCUGUUCUUGGCCCUCAUUGCCAGCACAAGAGCUUUGAAAAACCCUCAAGGAGCAAUCUUGAUAGAUUCUAAAACCUUAAAGGUAUGUAUUGGCAAAUUUCAACGUUAGCAACAUCGAUACAUAAAGGACCCUACAGACAUUUAGAACAGAUCGCAGCAAAAACGUAGCACUGCUUUAAGCGAAACACUGAGGAAAAAAGAUGAACCUUGAAUAUCCAGCUCAAAUUUAUCUUAAGAUUGACAAGGAACAUAUAACUGUAGCACGUAAAUUUGCAAACAACAAAAAAAAAAAUGCGAGUUUAAACCUUAAGUUAAAGGCAACGGCAAAGGGCGACAAUUAACAUGGAUUUUACUUAAUUUUUGUAUGUAAAAUAAAAAAGGAAUUCUCACGUUUAUAUUUGGUACUAAACUCAUUACUCAAGUAUUAAAACGAUUGGAGGCGGAGGGCAAUAAUUCCUGUUUUGUCGUUUUCCGUGUGCCCUAACUGCUAUGCCAAACUUUCCUAUUAUAAAAUAUACAAGACUACCGUCCACGAAAUUGUGCAUCCCGGUAACCAAAAGUCAGGAAGACGAUUCAAAUCGUGUCUGCCAUAUCCCACAGACCAUAAACCAACUCACAAUAAAUAGAAAUAAUUGAGGACAUUUCUCAAAGUAAUGAAAUUUAUAGAAACGAAACAAAGCCCAUCGCAUAAUUGCUUGGAGGAAUAAUACAAGUCAAAUUCCUUUCUAAAUAAAGUUUCUAAUUAAUUAAUUCAGACACAUCGUAAUAAUAAAAUAUUUCCUGAACUAGAAGAACUGGUAUUGUUGCAUCUCAGAAGCCUGAUCGAGAACCUUUCAAUUUGAGUGUUAUUUUGCAUUUAGGAAUCUUGUCGGCUUCUUGCAAUAAUCUGGGAUUCUGUGUUCUGGUUAUGGUUAAUUAUAUGUACUAAGCAUGAGGCUUACCUAUCAGUAUCCACGUUACAUGUAAAACCAAUCUUUCCUUUAAACUUUCAGAUAUCGGCGUUAUCGUACAACGGAUAUCCGGGAAGUGUCAGCAACAAAAGCCCUGAGUGGAUGGAAGUGUCUGCGUUAACAAAAGCUAUUUGUCUUCGAUUCAGCGAAGGACGCGAUUUUAUCGCAUUUUCAACUCACUUCCCAAACCUUCAUGAAGUGAAAAAUCUUGCGCAGGUGAGAAUCACACGAGGAAGGCUAAAGUUUUAAGAAUUACUCCGUCAAGUUGUGAUAGCAAUUUUAUGAGGAAGUAUCAUUUCUUCAACGGUACAAUAUUUCUGUAAAGCAAUUGUCUUGAUUAAUACCCUUAAAUUGUCAAGGUCUCCACAUAGCUCCACCAGUGGUUAAUUUCGUUUCAAGCACCCUAACGUUAGCUGAUCCAAAUGACUAUGCUUGAACCCAAUCAAUUCCGCAGGCAUCCACGCCAAGUUUCUUUAGAUCAUCUCUCUUCAUCUUUCUCCAUUUCUUUCCGAAGGCCUCUCUUUGGAAAACCCAUGAUCAUUCAAAUGGGCAUCCUCCUUGUGCCUUGAAAAGAGUUCGACGUUACAUUAUUCAAGCUCCAACAUGUUUGACUAAGCUUCGACCAUCUCUUUGCUACUUUUGCAUACAGGCCCAGGUAAAGACGUUGUACUUUAUGUGGCCUAAGACUCUUGAAGGAGACGGCGAAAAGGCACUGCAAAUUAUGAAAGACGCUGGAAUGAAAGUCGUGUAAGUAACAAAUCGGUUGCCAUGUGAUAAUCAAGAACGAGUUUGUUUGUUGGAUGUAAAUCUUUUCUGGCUCUAAUAAAUUACUUGAAGUAUGAAAAUGAACUAGUUCAAUUUUACAUUUAAAGGCCAAUGGAUGUUCCUAAUUUGGUAAAACUAGGAGAGGCCAUAAAAAACACCAUUGAAGGUCUGCAGGAGGCAGAGAAAGGGCUUUCUUCUGGUGAUUGGCCAAGUGACACUUGGACCGAGUACGACUUACAACCGGAACAGCACCAUUGGAGGCCUUGAGAAGGCAAAGGAAGCUAAGGGCUUCCCUUCAGUGAUUGGCCAAGUUAUUAUCGGACCGAGUACUAUAUAAAACCAGAGCGACUCUAAUCCACCUUUUAGGCUUUAGAUUUCCCAUCUAGUGUCGUGUGACUUUCGAUUUAAACCAACCCCGAAAGUUCAAACUUGUAGUCGAGCUCGCAGCACAGAAGUCCAAACUUCGGCUUUGGCAAUUUUUCUUAAAUAACUUCCCACUUUCAAGCACUUCCCACUUUCAAAAUUGGCAUCUUUAUUUUAUCAGUUAUUUGAUUGUUUAUCAAGCAAGUAGUUAUUUCGCGGCCGUUGAAGUAGAUGUGAAGAAUGUGACAGGAAGAGUUGCGGCAUGGAAUAAUCGAACUAGUUCUGCGUACAGUAAUGUAUCUGAUCAGGUAUACUCAGGGUGUUAAGUGCGUAGAUUGUCAAAUCCGUCCGACAGGAAAUUAAUGCCCACGAAUUGCUGUAGAACGUAAGUAAGCAUAGAUUCCCAGAAAUAAAACCGAUUUCAACUUUAUGAACUUGUACGAUUUCAGUUGUUAAGUAAGUGUAUACUUAAUCAUAAUGGUUACGAAAGCGAAGUGCUUAUGGCACCUGCAAAAACGAUUCACGAUACCCCAACUCCUGAGUAAGAAACGCUAACGGCGACCCGGUCAAGUUUUUCCAUUUGCCGGGAGCAAAUUAGGCAAAAGGAGAAAAGGCAAAGGUGGAUAGGGUCAUGUCACCGAGUUGACUCGUUCGUGUGCACGAAGGACAGCUACGUUUGUAGUCUACAUUUUGUCGGUGAAAAUGGUCCAACAGAAGAGGAUCCUGAUCCCAUAUCUGCUGUAGCUAGUAAAGAAAGGGUCAGUUAAUUCAGUCAUUCUUUUAUAUCAUUGUUUUUUCUAUGGAAUAGAAGAAUAAAUUAGCUGCUGAACUG
This is a messenger RNA of Pocillopora meandrina, 12709 nucleotides long. Lineage: Eukaryota; Metazoa; Cnidaria; Anthozoa; Scleractinia; Pocilloporidae. The record is from the annotation of a GenBank genome assembly.